Saccoglossus kowalevskii is the source of this 2691-nucleotide messenger RNA. RefSeq names its product BRN1.2.4 transcription factor. Gene Ontology annotation, molecular function: RNA polymerase II cis-regulatory region sequence-specific DNA binding; DNA-binding transcription factor activity, RNA polymerase II-specific. Lineage: Eukaryota; Metazoa; Hemichordata; Enteropneusta; Harrimaniidae. Gene Ontology annotation, cellular component: nucleus. The record is from RefSeq and is marked provisional. Gene Ontology annotation, biological process: brain development; regulation of transcription by RNA polymerase II.
AGAGUUUCUACAUAGGUGCAGUUUUGCAAUUCAGAUCAGUGCUGUGCUAACGAACUGAGAUGGCUACAACAACGUCAACGCCGUACAACCCCAUCAGUACGGUGGCUACCUGCACGACGUCAACAUCGGACACCAUGCAGAGCCACAUAUCUCAAACCAUGUAUCAGCGAGACUCACCGAAAAUCGCCACUGAUUUUAUGGCGGCACCAUCCAGCAUAGGUAACAGUCACCCACUUAGUCAUCCAGCCGGACCUCAAUGGGUAGGUCUCACUGCACAUUCUGAACCCAGUCCAUGGCCGCUCCAUGCGUCUAUGUUGAGUCAAGAUGUGAAAGGGACGGUAAUACAGGGUAGAGAUGAUAUGCAGACGCAGAUACCUCACCGAACAACACAUCACCAUCAUAACCAAGCUCCACAUCCCGGUGCAUGGAAUACGCCUGUUACGACGACUCAUAUGUCGAUGGGCACUACCGGCUCUGUGCUCAGUCACCACCCCCACGUUGGGUAUGCAAUGAACGGCAUGAUGAGCCCAGUAACACAACUAGGAGCCCACCUGAGGGAUAACCCCCACAAUGGGGAACACCAUGAACAUCACGAUUUAUCGGACGACGACACACCAUCGUCAGACGAUCUCGAGCAGUUUGCCAAACAGUUUAAACAGCGACGCAUCAAGCUGGGUUUUACGCAAGCAGACGUCGGACUCGCCCUAGGUACCUUGUACGGCAACGUAUUCAGCCAAACUACUAUUUGUCGCUUUGAAGCGCUACAACUUAGCUUCAAGAACAUGUGCAAGUUAAAACCUCUCCUACAAAAGUGGCUUGAGGAAGCAGAUUCAACGACAGGGUCGCCGACGAGUAUCGACAAAAUUGCUGCACAGGGCCGUAAACGUAAAAAACGCACGAGUAUUGAAGUGACUGUGAAAGGGGCAUUAGAAAAUCAUUUCAUCAAACAGCCCAAACCGGCGGCUCCAGAGAUAACUCAGUUAGCGGAGAGCCUACAACUAGAAAAAGAAGUCGUUCGAGUGUGGUUUUGCAACCGACGGCAGAAAGAAAAACGUAUGACCCCACCGGUGUCAAUGGGAAGUCCCGGCCAUCUCGAGCAACUAGGAAGUAUGCCAAAACACGACUCGCCCGAGAUGAGAGAAAUCCACAUAGCACAUUCGUCACCCAGCCUGCCACAAUCUACGAUGUCGCUAGCGCAUUCGUCACCGAGCCUGCCACAGUCAACAAUGUCAAUGUCAAUGUCGCUUGCUAACUCGUCCCCACCGCCAGGGAUUGUUAUCGGCGUGUCGCAGGCAGCCCAAUGACUGUGAAAACACUGAACAUUGACUGUGAGUAUCUACACACAAACAAACCUCAGCCAGUUCUUAGUGUAUAGCCAUUCUAUCCAUAGCUUUGAGCUAGUAGUCUUUAUUGACUGAAUUCCAUUCUCUCUCGGUGUGUGUAUGUAUAUUGAGUUUUUACUUUGGGACAAUACCGACAGACUCAAUAUGCGGGGAACAGCACUGCUAUUCACACACAGAAAAAAAAAACACGUUAGACCAUGCAGUAUUAGGUACCAUUAUCAUAGACACUAUCCUUUUUAAACCGCUGCAUGCAGCUCAACAUUUCGAACACUGGCAUUUAUUACAACCCACCAAAGCUGCUUGCAGCGAAAUACCAGUUGCAAGACAAGCGAACGACGUUUAUCUUCGCGACAAGGGAGAGAGAGAGAGAGAGGGGGGAGAGGAAGAGAGGAGUGAGAAAGACAAAAGUUUGGAAUUUCAUGUAUGUUUCAAUUUUGUAUACCAAGCCAAUAGUGUAAGUUUCUUUUUGUGUACAUGUCUGUCAAUUUUAUCGUAUGUCUCGCUAUCAAAUGCACAUUUUUCGUCAUUCGCUGGUCAAAUUGAUCAAAUUAAGAGAUACUUUUAUUUUCCUGAGGAGGAAACACACACGAUGGCAUUGCCAAAGUUGUCAUAUGUAUAUUAACUAGACAUUAUGCAGGUCACUUUUUUUCAACAAUUCUUCCAUGUCAAGACCAGGGUAAAUUAUGUUAUACAUCAAAUUAUUCACAGAAAAACAAACGGGUUGUUUCAAACGAUUUGUGUUAGGGUUAAGGGGAGGGGGAAACAAGGGCGGGGAUAUUUGGGUACUUUUUUCGUCUACAUCUACCCCACCAUCAUUUGCAUACGUUUAGCUCUGUUUAGCAUUGCGUUCCCGACUCCUCUUUUUUCGGUUAAUGUAUAUAUACGCACCUUGAUCACUUACACCCCAAUACCCACUCCUUGAUUUGCAAUAUAUUUUUUUUUUGCCUUCUUGUACAGUUGCUUGAUCAACGAGCCAUGGUUUCGGUUUCUCGUCGAAAAUAUAGUGUUGAAUAUAUUUUCUAUUUUUAUUUUCUCGAUUUUAUUUACUAGACAAUCGUAUCCUCGUUGUAACAGUAUAUUGUCAGUUUCCUUAGAGCUUUAUUUAUCAUCAUGUCUUGUAUAUGCCUACAAAAUUGGACGUUAUUGCACUUUCAGAAAAAAAGAACUAUAUUUUAUAUUAACUGCAAAGAAAACAUUUUCAGAAAGAAGACAGUUUUACCGCCAAGAUUUUGUUGUAAUUUCAAAAAGUCUUGUCAGAUUGUUCUUAGCAAUUAGCCACACUAUCAAUUUAUCAUUGUACCACAAAAGAAAUCGUAACGAAAAUAAAUACGUUUUUUUGGAAGAGAAA